Messenger RNA from Colletotrichum spaethianum, 4074 nucleotides. RefSeq lists its product as uncharacterized. The transcript has a single exon. NCBI's taxonomy places the organism in Eukaryota, Fungi, Ascomycota, Sordariomycetes, Glomerellales, Glomerellaceae. The record is from RefSeq and is a predicted model, not a curated record. Bases 1 to 4074 code for a protein of 1357 amino acids.
AUGGAUAAACAAGACCUGUUCGUGACGGAAGGUGGUCCACCAGACGACGAUGCCAUCUCCAUCAAUUCUACCCUGGUAUCCGACCAUGAUCCAGACGAGGAAUGGUUGGUUGAAGGCAUCCGCUACCAGACUCGUGAAGAUGGAACAGAUAGAUACCUGGUCGAGUGGACCGGCUAUCCCAUCGAGGAAGCCACAUGGGAACCCGAAGAGAACAUGACGGAUGAGCUACUUCAGGAGUGGAGAGAUACGAAAGCAAGACAGAUCCGAGGCCAGGAAGAACCCUUCGACGUGGUCGCCUGGCAGGAAGCUGUGGGCAAGCGCCAAGAGGACAAAUAUCGACGGCACCAAGAACGCAACAUUGAGCGGAGGCGCCGAGGCCUGCAGAUCAAGCUGUGGAAAGGCGAAACCAAAGCGGACUACUACCUCAGCGAUGAGGAUGUCGAUCAAGAUGAUUACAAUGCUAUCUUUCCGCCUCCGAAGCUUGUCGAGCAUCAGAAAGAUCCAAUCCUUCCCGAAGAAAUACGGACCGAUAAGUCGCUAAACCCAUCGGCCGUGGAAACGCCAGCCUCUCACAAACGAACCACGGUAACGGAGAAGGUGAAAGAAAAAGCGACAGCGAAGCCCAAGUUGCCAACGAAGAAGAAGUCCUCCCCGCCUAUUCCACAGCAACGCCCAGAAUCAACCUCUCUCACUUCAGCAGCAGCAAGCGGGUUUCAGAGUACAGCGAAAAAGCCUGCGGCCAACAAGCCAGUAACUAACGCUGUCACUGCUCGGGUGUCUACCAUAGCGGCAUCCACACAACACAAAGCUAAGAAGAGCGCCGUCAGCUCGAGGACGAUGGUCAGGUCACAAAACAGUGGGACUGGGAUCAACGUCUUUGCCGCCGGCAAGCAAUUCAAGCAACGUCGUCAAAUAGGGCAGAAUGUGUCAGAUUCGAACAAAGGUCCUCGGAUGUUCGCGACACAUCGAACCAGACGAAAAGCCGAGUUGAAGAGCCGUGAUAAGGCAGAUGUGGUACCUGGCGCUCUUCCGACCAUGCUGUUCAGCAUCAGCAGCGGUCCUCCUGCUGGCUCGAGUCCUGGGACUUCGAGCGCCGUCUCUCGCUCUGUUUUGAAGCAUUCGACCGAUGACUUGAUGGCGAGGUCCGCCAGCGAGUCCAGUGUCACAGUCUCAGAUGUAACGGACUCGACAUUUCCUCAAAACCCAGAGUCACAGACCACGCGGCCCAUGAUCAGGAAAAGGAAGUCUGUUCAGUUUGCAGACUUGCCUCUUGUCGAUGAGCCCGAGUCCAUUGACGAGGUGGGCAAAUUGCCAGUUUCGCACCCAAAAAGGCUCAAAUCGCCUCCAAUGCCAUCGGAUCCGUCUCGAUCAUUUCAUCCACCCCCAAAGCCUCCGCCCAUUCUUCGCAAACUGUCGAUAACACAGUAUCAGUCAAGAAGUGUGGGCCAGAGUUUUGACAAAGCUGUCAUACUGGGGCCGUCCGGAACAAAGGACAUCGAGAUGACAUUCGAGAAUGUUAGACCUGACCCGGACCCAUGGCACUCACAGUUUGUCAACAAGGAUUCGUUACAUUUCAGCAGAAGCUUCACUGCCCGUACCUUUGCAUGUCAAAAAGGAUCGGUCGUGGAGCGAAGUCUAUCACAUGGUAGUGUCAGGCCGAAAAUGGAGCACGAUCAAGAAGCAGUCGAGAGAGCUGUGGAGCGACUACGACUUGGGUCCUUUGGGGUGGCCUGUUUCUACGAAGAUUUCCUCAUUAUCAUCUUCCCCGCCAACUGUGAGGAAUGGAGGGAGGCCAUGGCUGAAGUUGAUGUCACCAGCCCGGCAGAUGUCACGCUGAAGUAUGUCAUAUUCAAGCCGCAAUCAAUUGCCACAAAGCCCCUACCGGUGAUUAAGAGCAGCCCACCAAGCUCGAUAGAGGCGCAGGUCGCGAUCUUUCGGAAUCUCUUCCGUCUUGAUUACCAUCGACUCAUACCGCACAGAGUACUAGACGUACGCCACAACUUCUAUCUGGCGUUUCCCCCAUCUAGGAAGGUCUUGCUUGAAGCCGUGAGCGAGUGGCUUCAUGUGGAAAACCCCACGUGCAGGGUGUUUUCCACCAAGACUGCGGGUGACUGGACCGCCUUCACCGACCCAAAGAUCGUCGCGCAAGGGGUCAUCAUUGUUCACGAGGCAGCUACCGAUACUCUCCGGCGGUAUCCUGGCCUGCUCAGGCUACUGCUUCACAGUAAUAGUGCUGCUUACGUGUUUUGGUGCCUCGGAGAGUCGCUUCAGCAGCAACCCUUGUUUCCUUCCAUACGCUCCAUGCAUCAUCAGGCAGAGCCGGGCACAGUUGAGCUGACGAGGUUUUUUCCCCAUGGCAACGCAAUCCUGGUUACGCCUAGUUUCUUAGUAUCGGAGCCACAGCAUGCACUCCAGCUCUUUGACUGGUACAAGAAGACUCAUAUCAAGCCCUACAACAACAAUAAGAUCGUGGCCGCUGCAAACCUUGCCGGCUACCUGCGAGACCUUGCCUUCGAGAAGUCCAGUCAUCGCGAUAUCUUGGUGACAGAGUUUAGUAGGACACAGCGGCAGUCAGAAUCAGAGCGAAAGGAAGCGGCUUGCAAAGCAGGCCUUAGUCAGGAAGACUGUGCAGCUCGUUUCGAAACUUGGGCUAUUGUUGACGGACUCCGGCCGUCUCUUCAAGCCGGCAUUGUGCCAGACGAGCAGCUCGAGCCCAUCGUCUUCGCUGAUGAAUCCAUCGAUGCCAACGACGAGCAAAGCCUGGUGAAUUGGUUUGGCUGUUGGUCCCAGACCCGUUUUGAUCAGUUCCGUAAGUUCCAUGUUCUGGGCACCGAUGGCAGCUCCGACAACAAUCAUUCCAUCAAAGAUCGCAACAUCCCUCUCUACCCUUCGAGUGCGGGGCGCGAUCCGGGAGCUGAGGCAAACGGUGACGCUCAUCAUUUGGAUCCGCCUGCAAGCGGCGUCGAGAGUCGACGUCAAUCCCAAGGUAAUGCAACUGAAGUGCUUGGGGGGUUGGCUGCCCACUUCUUCAGCAGUGAGUUGAUGGAGCUGGGAAAGAAGUGUGAGAACCCCAAGGUCUGCUCGUUUGGCAAAUUGUACGGCUUUCCCAUUUCCUAUUUCAAAGAUGUCGCCGAUACGGCCGACGCCUACGGGGAUUUUCACCGGAACUUUUCAACAUUCGACAGAUGGUUUGAAUUUCCCAGGCCGUUCUUUUCCCACUACAAACCAGGCUUCCCAGUCCCGAACGAUGUACGUGGGCCGACCGUCUUCAACACGUACUUCGCUUUCUUCUAUACUCCCGACGAAGAAUCUCCAAGCAUACCGCCCACACGUCACCCGUGGCUCGCCAUUUGGCGAGUCCAGGCACCGCACAAGCCGUGGGAGGGGACAGAGCUUCUCGUCUGGGACGUUGCGGCAAAGGAGCGGUUUCCCACAGAAACCCAAUUUUACGAGUCCCAGCUCAUUCCGGCUCAGCAGCAUCUGAUCAAUAUAAUACGAGAAAGGGGAGCAAGCAAACAGCGAGGUCUUGACCUGAAGCAGGUCUGGCUUGGAGGGUUCGAGUCAGCACCUACCGAGUACACCUCACCGAUCGAUGUGACGUUUGCCAACCUGGACGCUAUGAUGAGAGAUGCAAAGGGAUAUCUUCCUGCGGUCGAUUAUCACCUCCCAUCCAGGGGCUUCCACAAAGUCUACCCUGGCACAGUGCCCGCGCCAAGAGAUCCCAUCGCUCCGGAUGCGAUGGAAACCGAUCCAAUUAGCCGUCACCAAGACCGCCGUGGCGACAGCAAAAUCCUCUUUCAUCCGCCCCGCGCGUGCAGACCGAUUCGGCAGAGCCGAUGCGAGAACCUAUUCUACAAAUGGGUGGUCGACCUUGACAGACGGGGUCAGCGUAAGACGUACCCCUAUACCUUCAAGCCUACUGUGGACUGGUACCAGGAGCAACAGGUGGCUGAGAACCGACACUUUGAGCACAUUAACGUCUCUGCCUGGAAGCGCAUCUUUGAGUUGGUACGGAUUCCUACCGGCGGUGGGAAGAAGGGCAAGGCGGAUACAGGAGGGAGGGGCAGGGCGUGA